Coprinopsis cinerea okayama7#130 is the source of this 873-nucleotide messenger RNA. RefSeq lists its product as hypothetical. NCBI's taxonomy places the organism in Eukaryota, Fungi, Basidiomycota, Agaricomycetes, Agaricales, Psathyrellaceae. The record is from RefSeq and is a predicted model, not a curated record. The transcript is spliced from 2 exons. Bases 1 to 873 code for a protein of 290 amino acids. Gene Ontology annotation, molecular function: N-acetyltransferase activity.
AUGUCUAUGUCUGCCGCUCCCUCGAUUCGCAUACGCCUCUACGAAGACCGGGACGAAGCUAAAGUCCAUGCUCUCUUCGUAGAUUCCCAAAUUGAAGGAGUACCUGGAGCUCCCAUCAACGACGCCCUCCGACAGCAUCUUACAUCGCCCUCCUCGUUCUUAUGCCUUGGACUCUCCACGAUAGGGUCGAGUCUACUCUUAAACUCGUACUCCAGCUUUCUUCCCUCUGGGCUAUCGCUAUGGCUUGCUCGUCUGCCCAUCAAAUCACCGGGUACCGCCCUUGGAGUCGCUCUAACUACAGUUCCCGCUUUGUACUGGUUCCUCUACCGGCGACACAUACGGACUGUAUUCAACGGAUAUGUGAAGAUGUCCAUGGACUUGGAUUUGAAGGAUAUUGGAAAGAGCUACAUGGGCUUUCGCAGGGAUGAAAAGUACUCGGGAGGGGGGACUGGGGCAUGGAGAAGUAGGUUCUGGGUCGCCGAAGUUGUUGAUGGACCUGCAAGGGGAGAGAUCGUGGGGUGUGUGGGAUUAGAUGCAUUGUUGAAUCCUGACCCAGAAGUCCUCGAGCUUCGUCGCAUGGUCGUAGCGCUACCUUACCGGCGACAAGGGAUUGGACACAUGCUCAUUCGAGCUCUUGUUGACCAUGUCAAGGAUUCAAACGCGAAACUUGGAUCGGAUCCGACGGGGCAAGGGGUCAUUUGCAAGAGAAUCACAUUGGCCACGACUACGUUCCAGAAGACGGCGAUGAAGAUGUAUGAGAAGCAUGGUUGGAAGAAGGAAAAAGUGACUGUAUAUAUGGGGAGUCAAACUUGGUCGAUGGGAAUUAUUAGUUAUGGUCUAGGAGUGCAGUUCAUGGCAUUGGAGAUCAAAUAA